UCGUCUUCUGCGCAUAUUUUUACCCAAAAUGCUUUGACGUUUCCCGUCGCGCCAUCUUUAGAAAACAUUGUGGAAGAAGCGGUAGCCAAAUGAAACUCGAUUUCACCUUGUUGAGAAUAACUAGCGUGAGAUAUUGGCCAACUGAGCUAAUUUGUCUAUAGAAGUUUGAUCAUGGGAAUCAAGGUUCAGCGUCCACGCUGCUUCUUUGACAUUGGCAUCAGUAACGUGCUGGUUGGCAGAGUUGUGGUAGAAUUGUUUUCUGAUGUCUGUCCCAAAACAUGUGAGAACUUUCGAUGCCUCUGCACAGGCGAGAAAGGAGUUGGAAAAGGUACACAAAAACCUCUGCAUUACAAAGGAUGCAUAUUCCACAGAAUUGUGAAGGACUUCAUGAUUCAAGGAGGAGACUUCAGUGAAGGCAAUGGAAAGGGAGGGGAAUCUAUCUAUGGUGGAUUCUUUGAAGAUGAAAGCUUCUCUGUCAAACAUAACAAGGAGUACCUCCUGUCAAUGGCAAACAGGGGCAAAGAUACCAAUGGAUCACAGUUUUUCAUAACAACAAAACCCACACCACACUUAGAUGGUGUCCAUGUGGUUUUUGGCCAAGUGAUCUCUGGACAAGAGGUCGUUCAGACAAUGGAGAGUCAAAAGACAGAUGCCGGCAGUAGACCAUACGCUGAGGUGAAAGUUAUGAACUGUGGCGAGCUCAUUCCAAAAUCGAAAGCAAAAAAAGAAGAGAAGAGAAGACAAAAGGCCAUCUCCAGUGGCAGCGACAGCUCAAGUGACUCUGACAGUUCUGACGUCUCUUCUGAAUCUGCAAGUGACUCUGAUAAAGAAUCCAAGAAACGGAAGAAGAGGCACAAGAAAGAGUCCAAGAAGAAGGACAAGAAACAGAAGAAGAAAGAUAAGAAAGGGUCUGAGCCCGGCAGUGGUGAUGAGAAAGAGGAAGAGGUUACUUCUACGGUACGACCAGAGGAAAUCCCUCCUAUCCCAGAAAAUAAGUUCCUUAUGAGGAGAAGUCCUCAGCAACAAAAAGAAGAGGCUGAGGCUGGAAAGGAGCGGGAAAAGGCUAGGGAGAGGGAAAAGCCUAGGGACAGAAUGUUUAAUUGUCAGUCAACAUAUAAGAGGAGACUUCUGAUGACAAGAUCAGGCAGGACGAUUAAAGGCAGAGGUCCAAGACGGUACCGAACUCCGUCACACUCCAGGUCAAGGUCAAGGGAUCGUUUCCGACGCAGCGAGACUCCUCCACACUGGCGCCAGGAGAUGCAGCGUGUACAAAGGGCACCAAGAGCAUCCAGUGGAGACCGCUGGAUCAAGGGUGAUAAGGGUGACAUGACAGAGAGCAGGAAUGAGAGUGGCAAAGCUCCAAGAGGAAGAGGGAGGAAGACUUCUGAAACCAAGCAUGAAAACACUGCUGAAAACUCCAAUCAAAACAGAGAGAAGGAGAAGAAAGGUCGCUCUCAUAGAUCCAAGAGCAAAGAAAAUGACCCUAAUAAAACUGAAGACAAGCAUAACAAACACAAGGCAAAGAAGGCCAAAUCUCGAAGCCGCAGUAGGAGCAAAGAGAAAAGUUGUAGGUCCAAAAGCAGAGAGAGGGAUCAGAAACAUGGCAAAAGUGAUGAUAAGAGGGGCCGCUCAAGAAGCAAGGACAGAAACCUAAAUAAAGAGAGAGCCACAGAGUCUGGAACUCAUGACUGUGAUAGAAGUAAAGAACGCGCUAAACCCACUGAGGCUGACAUUAAGAACAGAAAGGAGACAAAAGGGAGAAAUGGUGAGAAGCUGAGGACAAAGUCUAGAAGCAAGGAGAGGAACUCUGGAAAGAACCGAAACCGAUCUAACAGCAGAAGCAGGGACAGGGGGAGACGUGCCUCAUCUCGAGACAAAGAGCAAGCACGGGACAGAGAGCGAGGUAGGGAGCGCAGUAAGAGCAUGGAAAGACAGCACCACAGAGAGAGGGAGGACAAGAGGAGAGGUAGAUCCAAGAGCAGAGAACGGACAAGGAGUCCAGACAAGAAUAAGAGCAGGGACUCGCGUAGAGGCAGGCGCUCCAGGAGUAAGAGCAACAAUAGAGACCAUAGCAAAGACGGUUCAUCUCAUCAGAGGAAGAACAAAGACAGUGAAGACACUCACAGACGAAGGCGGUCCAAGAGCAGCAACUCGGAGAAUAAAGGGAAGGACAGAAGUAGAAAGAGCCCCAUCUCCAAGAAGAAAAGGGAUGGCAUCCCAGAAAAGGAGUCCUCUCACAAGUCCAAAGAUGCAGGGAAAAACCCUGAGCGGAAUCAAAAGUCAAAGAGCCAAGAGAAGGAUAAAAACCACAGCAAGAAAAAGAAGUCCAGUUCUGAUGAUAGUGAUUAGUCCACUAAAUGUUCAUUCCUGUCCAUCCUUGAACAUACAAAUGAAUGCGCUGAUGCCUAAUAAUGUGUGAGGUUCUGAUGUAGACCUAUUUUAGACACUUGUUAGAUAUCACAACAGAUCCAAUUCUGGAAUAUUUGUACAAAUUAAGAUUUCAUAAGAUUUGACAGCGGCUAAAAGCCAUUUUAUGUUUUAGUUAUUUUUUUUCCGCUGUCAGACUAAUUUGACAAAUGUUGGGAAUGUAAUGUUUAUUAAUGGUCGAGUAAGGAAGUGACUGAACAGGUGAGUGUUGGAAGGAACAUUUUUGUCAGGUUUUAUAAAACAUGUUCUCUUUCAGUCUGGUCUCCUACUGAGGGGACGUGAUUCCAUUGUGAUAAUUAUAAUGGAAGGGAUGAGUUUGUCUUUCUGGGCUAUAUGCCUGACUCAAGUAAUAUUACAUGUAUGACUAAUCAUAUGGUUAUUUUCAACAUUUUGAUUGUUUAAAUUACCAACAGUCUCAUUGUGACAGAACAUACUGUAAGUGAAACAUAUAAAAUGGUUUUGUAAAAAAAAAAAAAAAAAAAAAAAAAAAAAAAAAACUUUCCUUUUUAGUAUGCUGAUAUUUAAGUGGAGAUGUCAGAAGGCUCAAUUUGACUUGAAAGACAGGUAAGAGUGCAGACAUUUUGUGAAAUGAUUGGGGUGUUAGAUGCGUAUACCGUUUAGUUCUUUUUUUUUUUUUUUUUACCUGUUUCAGGGAACCAGAACUUUUUAUCUUGACCUCAGUCUCAAAUUAGUUUUGUAUAAUUGUAUCCAUUUUUGUUAGUAUUUUAUGUUCUGAUUUUCACCCAUUACAUCUUUCAAAAUGUUUAAAAUUCCUCACCAGAGCAAUGUGUAAAUACAUUGCUGUGAAGUUCCAUGUUAGUUCAUACUAGGUGUUAAAUUCCUGGGCAUGACUUUCCUUUAAACUAUAAAUGAAAACCACUGGCUUUGUAAAAACGGGCCGAAUUCAAUAUUCCCCAAUGAACCAUGUUUUAAAAUAAAAGGAUAUGGUUAAAAUGUU
Molecule: messenger RNA, 3385 nt
Organism: Oncorhynchus mykiss (rainbow trout)
Lineage: Eukaryota; Metazoa; Chordata; Actinopteri; Salmoniformes; Salmonidae
Product: peptidyl-prolyl cis-trans isomerase G
Biological process (GO): protein folding; protein peptidyl-prolyl isomerization
Cellular component (GO): cytoplasm; mitochondrion
Molecular function (GO): peptidyl-prolyl cis-trans isomerase activity; cyclosporin A binding
Source: RefSeq, a predicted model, not a curated record